Molecule: messenger RNA, 672 nt
Organism: Cylindrotheca closterium
Lineage: Eukaryota; Bacillariophyta; Bacillariophyceae; Bacillariales; Bacillariaceae
Source: the annotation of a GenBank genome assembly
AUGAGAAGAAGUGCAAAAAGUGCAAGGUAUAACGAUACUAGGAGGCUAUUGAGCAAGCUUGAAGAUGAUGAUUGGACUGGCAUACUCCAGUCAUAUUCUCAAGUCGAAUACGAGACUUCUCUCUUUGUUGACAAGCAUGUAUUUGUCGUAUCAACACCCGCUAUGAAGUGUAACUCUGAUUGUCCAAGUGUGGCCAUGGAUGCAGAUUUCGGAACUCGUAGUGUCAACAUUCGCAAUUUCACUCUUCCAAGGGAUCUCCCACGAUUGUCAAUUGGAACUUUUCCUCUUUCAGAGAUCGCAAAAGCCUUUCACAUUGCGGAAGCAAAAGUUACUUCUGAUUCAGACAACAUGGAGAACUUCGACAUUGUAAUGCAGAAUUGCGGUGAUUUUCCGGCCCACAUGUUGACCGUUUUGAACGUCAAUUUCGAUCACGACAUGGUUCGAUUCAUAGCCAAGAGGCUUCAAAAGACACGCCGUGCGUUUGGUCGGUUCGUUCGCACCAAUCCUAACGCAAUGAGCUUGCUAUCCGACAAGAACCUGCUUGGUGAACUAACAGAUCUGCAAUUGCUCGAGUUGCUCGUGGAGUCGAGAGUGAAACAUCUCUAUGAUUCAUCGACGACACCCCUGAGCGAUAGCUACAUGGAUCCUUCGCAGGGUUGCAGCACUCGCUAA